Molecule: messenger RNA, 2364 nt
Organism: Symphalangus syndactylus (siamang)
Lineage: Eukaryota; Metazoa; Chordata; Mammalia; Primates; Hylobatidae
Gene: SRP54
Product: signal recognition particle 54
Biological process (GO): SRP-dependent cotranslational protein targeting to membrane; SRP-dependent cotranslational protein targeting to membrane, translocation
Cellular component (GO): signal recognition particle, endoplasmic reticulum targeting; cytosol
Molecular function (GO): 7S RNA binding; endoplasmic reticulum signal sequence receptor activity; GTPase activity
Source: RefSeq, a predicted model, not a curated record
AGUCACACCUCCAUCUCUCAUUUUUCCGCUCUUAGCUGGGAGUGCUCCGCCUAGUCACUUUUCUUAAGGUGGCUCGUCGAGGCCUGAUUUCUUCCCCGAAAUCACGUCCCUAGACAGCCUCCUAUUUUACCACUAACUUUACUACUGCAGUUAUUCAGCGGUAGGAAACUGAAACCAAAAACCAGUGUAAGCAAAUAAACAUCUAAACUGUUUCAGGAGCCGCGUAGAAGGAACGCGGCGUGUGCCCCGGAAGCGGAAGUGGAUCCUCUCCUAGAAAGGCUGGACUACGCGGAGUGGUGACGUUUCCUCAUUGGGCGGAAGGUUCGGUGGUGCUCCGUCGGUCUUCCAGCUGGUGGGAGUUGACGACGCGGUCCUUGGCGUUGGGACCCUACUUUAUCUAGAGUUCUUCAUAAGUACAUCUUAAAGCUGUCAAGAUGGUUCUAGCAGACCUUGGAAGAAAAAUAACAUCAGCAUUACGCUCGUUGAGCAAUGCCACCAUUAUCAAUGAAGAGGUAUUGAAUGCUAUGCUAAAAGAAGUCUGUACCGCUUUGUUGGAAGCAGAUGUUAAUAUUAAACUAGUGAAGCAACUAAGAGAAAAUGUUAAGUCUGCUAUUGAUCUUGAAGAGAUGGCAUCUGGUCUUAACAAAAGAAAAAUGAUUCAGCAUGCUGUAUUUAAAGAACUUGUGAAGCUUGUAGACCCUGGAGUUAAGGCAUGGACACCCACUAAAGGAAAACAAAAUGUGAUUAUGUUUGUUGGAUUGCAAGGGAGUGGUAAAACAACAACAUGUUCAAAGCUAGCGUAUUAUUACCAGAGGAAAGGUUGGAAGACGUGUUUAAUAUGUGCAGACACAUUCAGAGCAGGGGCUUUUGACCAACUAAAACAGAAUGCUACCAAAGCAAGAAUUCCAUUUUAUGGAAGUUAUACAGAAAUGGAUCCUGUCAUCAUUGCUUCUGAAGGAGUAGAGAAAUUUAAAAAUGAAAAUUUUGAAAUUAUUAUUGUUGAUACAAGUGGCCGCCACAAACAAGAAGACUCUUUGUUUGAAGAAAUGCUUCAAGUUGCUAAUGCUAUACAACCUGAUAACAUUGUUUAUGUGAUGGAUGCCUCCAUUGGGCAGGCUUGUGAAGCCCAGGCUAAGGCUUUUAAAGAUAAAGUAGAUGUAGCCUCAGUAAUAGUGACAAAACUUGAUGGCCAUGCAAAAGGAGGUGGUGCGCUCAGUGCAGUCGCUGCCACAAAAAGUCCGAUUAUUUUCAUUGGUACAGGGGAACAUAUAGAUGACUUUGAACCUUUCAAAACACAGCCUUUUAUUAGCAAACUUCUUGGUAUGGGCGACAUUGAAGGACUGAUAGAUAAAGUCAACGAGUUGAAGUUGGAUGACAAUGAAGCACUUAUAGAGAAGUUGAAACAUGGUCAGUUUACGUUGCGAGACAUGUAUGAGCAAUUUCAAAAUAUCAUGAAAAUGGGCCCCUUCAGUCAGAUCUUGGGGAUGAUCCCUGGUUUUGGAACAGAUUUUAUGAGCAAAGGAAAUGAACAGGAGUCAAUGGCAAGGCUAAAGAAAUUAAUGACAAUAAUGGAUAGUAUGAAUGAUCAAGAACUAGACAGUACGGAUGGUGCCAAAGUUUUUAGUAAACAACCAGGAAGAAUCCAAAGAGUAGCAAGAGGAUCGGGUGUAUCAACAAGAGAUGUUCAAGAACUUUUGACACAAUAUACCAAGUUUGCACAGAUGGUAAAAAAGAUGGGAGGUAUCAAAGGACUUUUCAAAGGUGGUGACAUGUCUAAGAAUGUGAGCCAGUCACAGAUGGCAAAAUUGAACCAACAAAUGGCCAAAAUGAUGGAUCCUAGAGUUCUUCAUCACAUGGGUGGUAUGGCAGGACUUCAGUCAAUGAUGAGGCAGUUUCAACAGGGUGCUGCUGGCAACAUGAAAGGCAUGAUGGGAUUCAAUAAUAUGUAAAGAAAAUGCCUUAAUAUAAACUGACUCAGUUGAAUACCUAAUUUGCUGAGACCUCAGAGUUUCCCUUCUUUUUGCAAAUUGGGGGGAAAGUGUAUUUUUCUUGCUUAUCAUGCACUCUUUCCUUUUCUUCUUUCCCCCUUUUCCCCUCCUUUUCUUUUUCCUUCCUUCUUUCCUCCCUUUAAUGUAAGGGAGAAAUACAUGGUUUUUGUGGAAAUCAUUAUAUGUUUGCUUUAGAUUUUCUUCUGUUUUCACCAUCAUAACACUUAAGUUAAAUCAUGAUGUAAAAUUUUAGUACUUAAAGAUUUUUAAUUGUCUUGAAGGCCAAGCAUUGCAUUUGUAAACAGUCCUGGUCAGUAGUUAAAUAAUGUUUCAAUUAAAAUGCUGUAAAAUAAACUUCAAAGUGGUUAUAAGUUAA